AUGCAAAUUCGAGUACAGACCCUUCCCCGCCUCGGUGAUGUCACCACAGUGAAGGCAAAGACGCACCCCAUCAGCGCUGUCCUCGAAGUUCCGAAUCAUUUUGCGCACGCAGACUGGCAAGUUUGUCUGUGGCAUAGCACAGAUGGAAAUGAGUGGGAGGGCCUAGACCUCGCCCCUGCCACCGAGGAGGAGGAAGCAGUCGACCUAGAGCUGUCGGCAUCACUCUCACGGCUGCAUUUCAGAGCCGAACUGCCCUUUAAUAAAUCGAUUCAAUUUACUAUAAAGUUCCGUCAUACAUUGGAUCAGCCUUGGAUAUGGACCAAUCAAGAAUACGGAAUUGAGGACGGUUAUGUUGUAUCAGAAGAUACAGCAGCCGCGUCUCAGAAACUAGAGGAUUUGAUUCCCAAUCUAUCCUCAGAAUGGUCGAUUUCAACCCUCCGAAGCCAAGCCCCGGAAACAAGUCUAUGGUCCUUGACAACCAAAAUUGCUCCAUGCUCGGCGGACAAGUCGAGUUUCAAGGAUGUUGAGAUUGGUACACCGUUUACCCACUUUCGAAAGUGGUUUGCAUUGGUCCGAUCGGGUGUUCCAUGGAUAGCCCCCAGGAAAGGGCUCUCGAGAUUUGCACUCGAUAAAGAAGCAAUACUAUGCUCUUUCGCUGACGGAAAAGGCCGCCAUUUGGUCUUUCUCGCUGUAUCGGGAGUCGACGACAUAUUGGCCUUGUUCCGCAGUACAGAUUCCAACUCCAUUACUCUUCAUGCCCGCAAUGAUGCUCCAGUCGAGCGCGACCUCAUGGUCCUCGUCUCGACGGGGUACAAACUUGACAAAGCCAUAGCCUCCGUUAUAUAUCACGCGAGAAGUCUGAUCUGGAAGUAUUCCCAAACAGAGGGCUCAACUUCUCUAUCGGACAAACCUAGUGACUUCGAGCCAAAGUGGCGAGAAAAUUGGUAUGAUGGCUUGGGAUAUUGUACUUGGAAUUCCCUUGGCCAAAACUUGACAGAAGACAAGAUCCUUGAAGCCUUGGAAGACUUGGAGAAGGGCGGCAUUAGCAUCUCGAAUCUCAUCAUCGACGACAACUGGCAGUCUAUCGACGGGACAGGCCAAGGUGCCGCGCAGCCUGGCUGGCUCGAGUUCGAGGCAAAUCCAACAGGAUUUCCUGGUGGUCUCAAAGGCGCAGUCUCCCAAAUUCGACGCAACCACCGAAACAUUGAGCAUAUAUUUGUCUGGCAUGCUCUGCUGGGCUACUGGGGCGGCAUCUCCCCCCGCGGCGCCAUUGCGCAGAGGUACAAAACCAUCCGCGUCCGCCGCGAGGACAACAACACAGACAUGACCGUAGUGGCCCAGGACGACGUAAGCAAAUUCUACGACGACUUUUACUCGUUUCUUAUACAAUCGGGCGUGGACGGCGUCAAGACGGACGCGCAGUGCGCGCUGGAUGCCAUUGCCGGCGCCGCCGCCCGCAAGGCGCUCAUCGCCGCGUACCUGGACAAGUGGUCGAUUGCCUCGCUCCGCCACUUUGGCAGCAACGCCAUUGUUUGCAUGGCGCAGUUCCCGCAGGCCCUCUUCCACGCGUUCAUGCCCCGGAUCCGGUCGCCCGUGGUCGCGCGCAAUUCGGAUGACUACUUUCCAGACGAGGGGCCCGCGUCACACCGCUGGCACGUGUGGGCCAAUGCGCACAACAGCAUCUUUGCGCAGUACCUCAACGUGGUGCCCGACUGGGACAUGUUCCAGACGAGCCAUGCCUUUGCCGACUUUCACGCCGCGGCGCGGUGCCUGAGCGGCGGGCCCAUCUACAUCACUGACAAGCCCGGGCAGCACAACCUGGAGCUUCUGAGGCAGGUUGCCUCAAGUACGACGCUGGGCAAGACGAUAAUUCUGAGGCCGAGUGUUGUUGGAAUUGCGCUGGAUCCGUACUUGGACUUCAACUCUGGGGCUUUGCUCAAAAUUGGCAGUUACCAUGGAUCCCAAAGCGGAGGGAUCUCGCUGAUGGGAGUCUUUCAGACGUCAGAGGUGCGAAACUCGUGCUUGACGCUGCUGUCCGAGUUCCGCGGCAUCUCCGAGCUCGAUUCCUACGUCGUGCGGGCCUACACGACGGGCCGUCUCUCAAAACCCCUGCGCUUUACAAACGGACAAAGCCCGGCGCUGCUGACGACGCCUAGCGUAAAAGGCUACGAGAUUUACACCGCAUACGAGUUGACGACUUUUCCAAGUCGACACUUUGGUGUAAUGGGAGUCGCGAACCUAGGUCUCAUUGACAAGAUGACGGGCUGUGCUGCGAUUGAGGCGAGUCGUAUCCUGAUGGAUUCCAAAAUCUCAGUCACAUCGAAGCUCAGGGCACUAGGGGUCUUUGGCGUUUAUAUAUCUAGCUUGUCAAGCAUGACGAUUGACGACAACUUCAUGGUGAGCAUCUUUGGCCACCCUGUGCCGAGGCACACGGUCAGUAUCUCGUCGUCUGCCGACUCUGUCCUAGAGGUCGAUGUGCAGACUGCAUGGAAAGAGCUGGGACUGGAUAGUGGUUGGAGCAACGAGCUAGAAGUCACUGUCAAUAUUCUUGAUAUUUAG
Messenger RNA from Akanthomyces muscarius, 2559 nucleotides. RefSeq lists its product as uncharacterized. The transcript has 6 exons. The record is from RefSeq and is a predicted model, not a curated record. NCBI's taxonomy places the organism in Eukaryota, Fungi, Ascomycota, Sordariomycetes, Hypocreales, Cordycipitaceae. Bases 1 to 2559 code for a protein of 852 amino acids.